This is a messenger RNA of Sphaerulina musiva SO2202, 2975 nucleotides long. Its product is annotated as Na_Ca_ex-domain-containing protein. The record is from RefSeq and is a predicted model, not a curated record. The transcript has 3 exons. Gene Ontology annotation, cellular component: fungal-type vacuole membrane. Bases 114 to 2693 code for a protein of 859 amino acids. Gene Ontology annotation, molecular function: calcium:proton antiporter activity. Gene Ontology annotation, biological process: calcium ion transmembrane transport; intracellular calcium ion homeostasis. NCBI's taxonomy places the organism in Eukaryota, Fungi, Ascomycota, Dothideomycetes, Mycosphaerellales, Mycosphaerellaceae.
GGUAGAAUUGCUCCCUCCAUCUGUCCAUUCUGCAGUUUGCAGCUUGCUAUCAGACACGAACAGCACUCGUGUCCCAACCGUGCCAGACAAGGCCAACCCUAACUAUCAGAUCAAUGUAUCGAUACCGGAUCGAGGCUUACAGAACCAACUCGGAACGGAACCUCUCACGAAUCGGCAGCAGUGCCACCACACCCGUCCCUAUCAGCAACAACGCCAAUACAGCCAAGGGCACCAAGAACAUCGAAGCUGGCGGGCUAAGCAAUUUCUCGGUGGGCGGAGGUUCCUUAUCACAACCUCCGACCAACAACGGCCACCAUGUGCUCGACAUACCCUUGCACGAUGCAGAUGGAGCCCGAGAUCUGGAUGGCGAAGGAGGAGCAGGACGAGGCGCAGGAGGAGGAGGAGGAGUGGGAAGAGACAGCAGUCACGCUGAAAAGCCCACGCACAACGAUCACAUCGACGCGUUAUCCCACUCCACGUCUCCUGCAGCACAACCACCCUUCAAGUCCGAAGCUGCGAGCACUGGAGAUUCCACCAUAACAGACACUUCCGAGAAUGGCAAGAAAAAGAAGAACCCUAUGACCAUAGCACGUAUGAAAGCUGGGAGCAAGCGCUUUGUUGGACACUUGAAGGAUGCCGUUUGCCACAGCUGGAUCAACGUCUUGCUGGUUGCAGUGCCAGCAGGCAUUGCGGCCGAAGCCGCUGGCUUACAACCCGCCGUCGUCUUCGCCAUCAAUGCAGUGGCGAUUGUGCCACUAGCUGGUAUGCUUGCUCAUGCCACGGAGAGUGUUGCCAGCAGACUGGGUGACACCCUGGGAGCAUUGCUCAAUGUCUCUUUCGGCAACGCAGUCGAGCUGAUUAUCUUCAUCAUCGCCUUGGUCAAGAAUGAGAUUAGCAUUGUUCAAGCCUCCCUACUUGGUUCCAUCCUGGCGAACCUCCUCCUCAUUCUUGGCAUGGCUUUUCUGUUUGGUGGUUUACGUUACAGAGAGCAGGUCUACAAUAGCACAGUCACGCAGAUGAGCGCUUGCUUGCUAAGUUUGAGCGUGAUCAGCCUGUUACUUCCCACGGCUUUCCACGCCUCCUUCAACGAUCAACAUCUCCGCGAGGCGAAUUCCAACGUUGUCAAAGUCAGUCGCGGUGUCAGUGUGAUCCUUCUCCUGGUCUACGUACUCUACCUUGUGUUCCAACUCAAGUCGCAUGCCUACAUGUAUGAGAGCACCCCGCAGCACAUCGUAGACGAGGAGUCGCACCCCGGCGUUCUCCACGACCUCAUGAACUCGUCGUCAUCGUCAUCAGACAGCUCCAGCUCGUCUAGCUCUUCGGAUACAGACUCAGACGCAUCGGGAUCCGUGGCCACCACCUCCAAGCGUGUCAAGCGCAUGUUCAAGCACAGAAAGCGCAGAAAGUCCAGUGCCAGCACAAGUACAACUGCCACAACUUCGAAUCUGCCCUCUGUGAUCAGCACGCCAUCGACUGAGAAGCCAAGCGCGGACUACUGCAAGGACCCCAGCAGGCCUGCUUCCCGACGUGAAUCAACACUCGCUGCUAUUGCGAGUGGUGACGAAGGCGACAACGAAGAUGGCCGCACUCGAACCUUUGACUGGGCUGAGCGUCACAAUAGUAAUGAUACGACCAAAUCUCCGGACCCUCCGAAGCGCCACCGAACGAGGAGAGCCAAGAAAAGGGAGAAAGAGAGGAAACGGCGACAAAAGCAAGAGGAUGCUGCCGAUGCAGCUGCCGCCGAGGCCAGUGGAGCUCCAUUUGCGACCAGAAGUAGUGGCCCAUUGGAAGUUGCACGUGCUGAAGAUUUGCAGACGAGCGAAAAUCCAGCUCAGAAUGCAUCGCCGAAUAAGCGGCCGUUUAACAUCCGAGCUCCUGUUUUUCGACCUGCACUGUCCAGCUACCUGUUCAACACUGUCUUCUCCAGCCAGCAACCAGUUCCGAUCAAUGGUGUCACUCCACGUGCUGGCCCAGUCCAACCAGUCUCCGCUGGACAAGGUGGUCUUCGACGCACGUCCUCCUUGCCGGAUCGCCUCAACCACUCCGUCGCACCUGCCCAUGCUAGCAGCUCCAGUGGUCCUCUGGGAACGAUUCAGCACCAAGUGGACAAGACUCCAACUGGCCUUUCUAACGACACUUCCGCCGCUGAUGUGGACGAGAAAGAAGGCGAAGCUGUCAUGUCCCGCACUGCCGCUGUCGUACUCCUGCUUGGCUCCACGGCUCUGGUCGCCAUUUGUGCUGAGUUCAUGGUCGACGCUAUUCCAGGAAUGAUCAAAGACUCGUCUGUCAGCGAAGCUUUCAUCGGUUUGAUCAUUCUGCCGAUCGUGGGUAACGCGGCAGAGCACGUCACUGCGGUCACAGUUGCUGCCAAGAACAAGAUGGAUCUUGCGAUUGGCAUUGCUGUAGGCAGCUCGAUCCAGAUUGCCUUGUUCGUGACUCCCAUCGUCGUCCUGCUUGGAUGGGCUCUGAGUACGGACAUGAGUCUCUACUUCAAUAUCUUCGAGACUGUCAGUCUGUUUGUGACCGUGUUUGUCGUUAACUUUCUGGUCCUAGACGGCAGAAGCAACUAUUUGGAAGGCAGUCUGUUGAUCGCGGCGUAUGUGAUCAUCGCCGUGGCCGCGUUCUUUUACCCUGCCUCAGCCAGUCAAAGUAACAUUGGGGGUGGUGGAGUGGCAGGUGCAGGGAGCAGUUAGAAGAACUUCUACACUCAGGUCGCAGACGACAGCGACAGAACACGAUGGCGUGGCGAGGCGAAGCGCCUGGUAGAUUUUAGAACGUCGUCAUUUUGCUUCGCGGGUUGGUCAGGUAUGCUUUUGCAACGGCAUUACGACAAGAAGAAGAUGGGUACUUUCACACAUGGGCGAUUCACUUGGAACAUUCACACGCUACAAGAGUUUGUUAUACAACGGACAGCCAGACAAGACAAUACUAUGUGUCGCAAGACGUGCAUGCCGGCUGCUCUCUCUCUCUCCCCC